GAAACCACGUCAGUAGAGAAAGAGAGCCAUCCAGACUCGGACGAAGAGACUUUCCUUUCAAGUCUUUUUUUUCAUGUCCAGCGUCACCUGGUCACAGCGAACGAAACACUAGUCUUGUCCGCCGUCUUGUUUCUCCUCUUCAGUCCACCCGUAACACCUUUAGUUCGCCGCGUCGUCCACCCGAAUAGCUCGAGGACGUUUGUAUCAAGGCAGCAGCUAGUGUCAGGUGCUGUUCGGAGGUUCUUUGAGGCGCUCCCCUUAUUUGCGCUCAGACAUUUGCCAGAGCAAUAAAGCCAAGAUACGUCGUCGUUGCUUGGAAAUGGGCAGUAUGCUCAAUGACGGAGAAACCACUCAGCAUUCCGCUAUAGUGCCCGCUUGACCUGACACCGGCGCAGUAGAAACGAAACACACAUUUUUCAAAACUAGCGACGGUGCACAAGCGGCAACUACGACAGCAGCGCAAGGACCAGCAACGGUGACAGACGCACUUGGUGUUCGGUAUGGCAGCAAAGCACCGCACCACACCGACGUUCGGUCUAUCCAGCGCGCACAACAGCAUGUCGGUGGGAAGCAAGGCACAUUUCAGCGCUUGGACACCAGUGAACCAUAUGCCCAGUAAUGAACAGCUUUAUCAAGAACGCCGAGCCUUAAUCGGUCACUGGUAUGACAUGUGGACACACGGACAGCGCCAGGAGUUUCUCAAGUUCGUCCUGGGUCGCAGCACUGCACGACAGCAACGCUAUGCGUUUGACCUGCUGGACGUCGCUGUGCCGCCGGAACGCCAGGAUUUCGUCAGCGUGCUGCCUCGCAACUUGACUCUCUACAUCUUCUCGUUCCUGGACGCCAGGAGUCUAUGUCGUGCCGCUGUCGUCAACUGGCACUGGCAUUUUCUGGCUGAACAGGAUUCGCUGUGGCAGCCAAAGUGUACACGCUAUGGCUGGUUUCUGCCGUACACGCCAGGAGACAAGGAGUAUGGUGCUUGGAAACGUCAUUACGUUGCCUGCCUAAACACACUGGACAGAAGUGCACCGAACAAACAGAUAGCCCUGCUGUAUUCAACUCUAGGUGGACUGCCGGCAGCCAGCACUGCUGAGCAUGCAACGAAAACACCGGGAAAGAAAAAGCAACAUAAGGAAAGGUCAUCCUCCAGUCCAUCAAAGUCUCUUGGGCCAACAGCGCUGGCAACCUAUCGCAAUCGCCCGUGGCUCGACCCUGAUCCCAAACCUCAUGAUCUGGAGAAGGGCUGGAAGGCAAUGCAGUUGUCUGGUGCCAUACCACCAGGUCAAAGCCGGGGUAUGCAUCACAGCACCUUCUCGGCCGUCUCCAAGACCUACUCCCUGGCCAGUGCUGCUACCCUUGCUGGAACGGCUGCACUGGAUGGUGUCCAGGGUGCACAAGAUGAUGAAGACAUGAUGUUAUCAAGUUCGUCUGGAGCUGGGGGUGAGGCAUCCCGCAGCACUCUCGUUACCCUCACCGAUGUCCUGAGACAGCAAGCUAGUGGGGCGUACGAUUCCGUGGCACUUGCCAAAACAUGGCCCGUCUACACUGGACCUCGGGAGAGCUCUGGUUUUGAUGGCACAGCAUCCGGCUCUAUGUCCUUCUACAGUCAUUACAAGCAUGACAUGAGAGCCCUGGUGCAGAGAUAUCCAUCUCACUCUCAUCCAUCCAUCAUUCUCAUAUCGUCACAAAUCCCUGCAACCGAGUUGCUGCUGGAGGGAUUGAUAUUUGGAGUUCUGCCUCUCAUCUACGACUACGACAGUAGUACUAUUGAGUCACUGGUGGAACGCCUGGACUGGUUGCUGGCUGGACGACAAGCUCGCGGUAUUGGACUGUUUCUAGAAGCAUCUGAAGGAGAACUGCAGAUUGUGUCUGGGGAGACUGCCACCUCAACCAAUCUCUCCAGCGAGACGAAUCAGCGCUUCCUGUGGGAGUCACUUUGCAGCCGAUGUAUUCCCAGCCAUGACGGUGGACGUCUUGACAUCUUUGCUGCGCUGGCCUCCAAUGCCCAGGGUAUGGAGCUGCUGAAUGCACUGCAACGCUUCACUGGUUACCAAAUCAGCGCAACCCGCUCUAUCACAAACAAGCGAGAGUUUGUUGACAGCGACUGGGUGAUAGUUCAAGACAAGUCUCCACAGUCAGACCUGUCACCACCCGCACUGUACUUCAACAUGAAGACUCUGGCAACAUGGACAAACACUUGUCUCUAUCUAGAGAAUGCCUCCAGCACAACUACAUCUCUCCUCAAGUCCUAUCUUAGCCUGCAGCGUAAAGAUCUCGUUCACAAGACCGUGGGAAAAGUACUCAUUGAGGCACUCAGUCUCCACCAAGUGGCCGCCAUUUCACGGAAACUCUCGCGAACACUUACCAAGGCCGUAACGGCCGUGGCCAGGGAAGAUCUGAAAUCUACGAGUGAUAUCGUGCAGCGCUUUGCUUCGUACUUUGCCAGUCUCCAGCACCAGUCCUCCAGCCCCACUCUUCUGUUCUCUGAGAGCAAUCGGCGUCCAGAGUCCCUCACAAAUACACCGGUGAUAGGUCGCAGGUCUUCAAUGUCCUUCUCUACACCAACAGCCACAGCCAGCGGCGCCGUCGCGGGUAAAGGCAAGGGAACGUCUCACCACACCGCCGCCGACGCGCAUGAUUCUGACACACAGAGCCAAGCAAGUGUCAGUCGACAGAGCAGCGAGGCCGAGAGCGAGAUGGAUCAAGCUCCGGUCCCUCCAGCUAAUCCGGAAUCGCCCUUUAUCUCGCCCCAGUCUAAGUUUCCUGGCAACGACUCCACAUUCCGUCUCUCCCUUUCCUCCCAACCCGUUCCUGGCCUCGCCGCAUCCACGGGAGGCCGGCGUACCUCGACUGGCCCGAGAAUUGUCAGUUUCGACGAUGCAGGCAGCCACGAGUGGAUGGAGCAGCGCCAUAAUGUUGCCAUCGAGAUUGGCCGGACGGAGAAGGUCUAUCGCCGCUGUUUGCUGGCCAUUCAUGAGAACUUUCACGUCCCUCUAAAGAAUGCAGUAAUCACUGGCAAAGCCAUCAUCAGUGUGACAAACAUCGAACUAAUCUUCACCGACACGGGAGUGCUUCUUCAAAUUUCCAAGCAAACUGAUGGAAAUCUACAGUCCAAGCUGAAUGACUGGAGUGCUUAUCAAUGUCUGGGAGAUGUAUUCUCUUGUUUCACGUCGUCUCUACAAUCCUACGUGAACUUUGCCAACAACUACCCGACAACUCUAGCCACGAUCAUGAGGUGUCGUGAUGAAAGCCCUGCAUUCCAAGCGUUUCUCAAGCAGCAGACUGGACAGCCGCAGACCGCCAUGCUCAAUCUCUUCGAGCUCCUUCUGCUGCCGGGCCAGCGCAUUGUUAGUUACCUACACCUUCUGAACACAUUCAAGGUGCUAACACCGCCGGAUCAUCCAGAUCAUCAAUUGCUAGACGUUUCCAUAACUAGACUGGAGCGAAUGAAGACAAUCAUGUUCGAGGCAAAGGAAAGGUCCAUGCGUGAGAGGAGGCUGCACAGUUUGCAGAAUACCAUCAUUGGUUCUCCGAUACUAGAAGAAGGUCAUCGCUACCUGCUCUAUGAGGAGACAUUCCAACACUUGGUGCACUGCAACUAUGGCAAAUCUCACAGAGGACAGAGCAACGAUGGACCAAUCUACCAGCAUAUCGGCGACAUUGGUGCAUUUCUCCUCACUGAUUCUCUUCUGCUGACGAACAUCGAGACGCGUCAUUUCCCAUUUGAGAGAGCUACAUCAACCGCACACCACUACAGUGCAUGCUUUGCCCUGGACAGCCUUCAGCUGGUGGACAUGAUGGAUUCUAAACAUGUGCGCCACUGCUUCACACUGGCUACUGGUGAUGGCAAGCAUCGAUGGGUGUGCAGGGCAGCGUCUCGUGACAUAAAAAUCGCCUUCAUAGCGGCCGUACAGAAAGCGACGGAAUCCCUGCAGCCACUUCAGUACUGAACAUCGACUAAUGGAUUCUUGGAUUCUUGAUCUGCUUUGACUCGCAAACAACAUGAAUGGACUCGAACUGCUCGUCGUGUCACCUUUUCAGCGACCCACGCUCCUACAGGUGGUCUUGAAAUCACACCAAAUCAUUACAAUUUGUAUACAAUUUGUAGCAACUACUGUCUGCUGUAUUUCGAGCCUUUUCCCGAGAUCAGAUUCAAAACCUGUCUGGAAAUUCUAUGCAUACCCCAAAUCAUUCCAAGUUUAUGCUGUAAUUUGAGCUGCAUUAUGAUUCGACGAUUCAAAACAAGUCUGGAUAACUUUAUGUUCAGUACUAAUAAUGUAUUUUUCACCUUCAAAAAAAUCACUUUUGACUGCCAGUCUGGAUUUCCACUUGGAUCAGCUUCAGCUAUAAUUUUUUAAAUCUAUAUUUCGAAGGGUUUUCAUGCUCUUAUCAUGACUUGAUUGACCAGAUUUUCACAAAUCCUCUCCAAAGAUUCAAAAUUAUUCAUUAUUAUAAUAAUCAGCAGAUGGAAACCUGUAUAGGUGUAUGGCAAAU
Messenger RNA from Sycon ciliatum, 4494 nucleotides. Its product is annotated as epithelial cell-transforming sequence 2 oncogene-like. The transcript has 30 exons. Gene Ontology annotation, molecular function: guanyl-nucleotide exchange factor activity; protein binding. Lineage: Eukaryota; Metazoa; Porifera; Calcarea; Leucosolenida; Sycettidae. The coding region runs from base 501 to 3950 and encodes 1149 amino acids. The record is from RefSeq and is a predicted model, not a curated record.